Messenger RNA from Alternaria atra, 888 nucleotides. RefSeq lists its product as uncharacterized. The transcript has 2 exons. The coding region runs from base 1 to 888 and encodes 295 amino acids. The record is from RefSeq and is a predicted model, not a curated record. NCBI's taxonomy places the organism in Eukaryota, Fungi, Ascomycota, Dothideomycetes, Pleosporales, Pleosporaceae.
AUGGCGUGGUACGAUCAGGACAGCUGGCUCACAGCCGCUUUCUCGCCAAACCCUCUCACUAUACUCAUCACCUUAAUCGUCGCGCUGGGCCUGCCGAUACUAAUUCACAUCAUUCUGUACAAGAAGGCAGCCGCAGCCGCCCAAAUACCCACAUUCCUGCUGGUUGGACCGAGCGGUAGUGGAAAGACAGCCUUUACGACACUGGCCGAGCGCAACGCUACGACCCAGACACACACCUCCACUACUCCCUUAUCCGUCUCGGCUAUCCUUCCGAGCCCACACGUCCCCGCAUCUUCACAUUACCGUUCACCAGGCGACCCAGCCUUCGAGCGUUCACGCAACCUCCUGCUCCUCGACACGCCCGGCCACGGCAAGCUCAGGCACUAUGCCACCGCCCAACUCGCCGACCCCAAGAGCAUCCGCGCUAUAAUCUUCGUCGUCGACGCUGCUCAGCUAGGCGAUGAAGCUGGACUGAACGAGGCAGCAGAGUACCUCCACGACAUCCUCCUCUCGCUGCAGAAACGCUACACCAACGCUACCACAAGCAAAGGACCAAAGGCAAUUCCAGUCCUUGUUGCAGCAAACAAGAUGGAUCUCUUCACUGCGUUGCCCCCGAAUCUUGUCAAGAGCUCACUCGAGAAGACCAUUACGGAGGUUAGGAGCAACAGGGCGAAGGCGCUCCGGGAUGCAGGUGCGGCGCUGAGCGGAGGUGAGGAUGAGGUAGAUGAGGAGAAGGAGUGGCUUGGUGAGGGUGGCGAGGGCGUGUUCACGUUUGAGCAGAUGAGGGAGAGCGGGACGAGCGUGGAUGUGAUUGGAGGCAAUGUUGUCGCGGGCAAGGAGGGCGGUGAUGUGGAGAAGUGGUGGCAGUGGAUUGCAGAGCAGCUUUGA